Messenger RNA from Miscanthus lutarioriparius, 1785 nucleotides. NCBI's taxonomy places the organism in Eukaryota, Viridiplantae, Streptophyta, Magnoliopsida, Poales, Poaceae. The record is from the annotation of a GenBank genome assembly.
AUGGAGCUGUUGCUGUUGCAGGCACGAGCCUUGGGGCGGGGGACACGGCAGCGGGCAAGGCCCCCAGACGCGCCACCAAGGGCGCGAGCCGGGGGAGUGGCCGGGCGUACCCCGCUGCAGCCCGCGGCGCCCACAGCCGGUGGCCGCGCCGCCGGGGGAGCACGGGGAACAGAGGAGACGAGCCGGGGGUGGGAGGGGGCGGCAGAUGGUGGAGAAGCCGCGCCGCCAGCCGCGUCGCUGAUACUAAAGAGCUCCAAGAACCUCACAACCCUUCUUAUUGGAAACAAUUUUAUGCAAGAGACCAUAACUGAUGAUGACGGGAUUGAUGGUUUUGAGAAACUUCAGGUUCUUUCCUUAAAUACAUCAUUUCAAUACCGUAAGGCCAAUGCUUUCCAAAAGGUGCUCAACCUAGGAAACAAUAACUUCAUUGGUGUGAUCCCUCCAGAGAUUGGUCUCUUAAAAGAGCUCCUUUCACUUAAUUUGAGCUUCAAGAAAUUAUAUGGAGAUAUCCCCCAAUUGAUCUGCAACCUCACAAACUUGAUGGUGCUUGACUUAUCAAGCAAUCAUCGAACUGGCAGAAUCCCAGCCGCACUGAACAAUCUACACUUCCUUUCUAAAUUCAAUGUUUCUUUCAAUGACCUAGAAGGGCCUGUGCCGACUACAGGCCAGCUUAGUACAUUUACAAAUUCCAGCUUUGGUGGCAACCCAAAGCUCUGUGGUCCUAUGCUCAUUCACCAGUGCAGUUCAGCUGGACCACCUUUGGUCUCUGAGAAACAGCAUAGCAAGAUAGCUAUAUUUGUACUUGUAUUUAGUGUGGUUUUUGGAAGCCUCGCCAUCCUGUUACUGCUAGCUUGUGUCCUAAUAUUGUUCCGGGGUCAAACUUUCAGCACCAAUCAUAGUGAUAUAGAAACGCUAUCAUUCAACUCCAACUCAGAGCAUUCGUUGGUAAUGAUGCUGGGAAGCAGAGAUGAAAACAAGCUCACAUUCACCGACAUUGUGAAGGCAACAAAUAACUUUGGCAAGGAGAACAUCAUCGGGUGUGCAGGCAAUGGAUUAGUGUUCAAGGCCGAGCUACCUGAUGGAUCCAAGCUUGCAAUUAAGAAGCUCAAUGGUGAGAUGUGCCUUAUGGAAAGGGAGUUCACUACUGAGAAUGGCAGUCUGGAUGAUUGGCUUCACAACAGGGAUGAUGAUGCUAGCACGUUUCUUGACUGGCCGACAAGGCUGAAGAUUGCCCAAGGAGCAUGCCGUGGCCUUUCCUACAUUCAUAAUGUAUGCAAGCCACACAUUGUCCAUCGUGACAUAAAAUCCAGCAACAUCCUACUUGACAAAGAAUUCAAAGCUUAUGUUGCAGAUUUUGGGCUGUCAAGACUGAUCCUUCCAAAUAAAACUCAUGUUACAACCGAGUUGGUUGGCACUCUUGGUUACAUUCCCCCUGAGUAUGCGCAUGGGUGGGUGGCUACUCUGAGAGGUGAUAUAUACAGUUUUGGAGUUGUCCUGCUUGAGCUGCUCACAGGAAUACGGCCUGUUCAGGUACUGUCCACAUCAAAAGAACUUGUCUCAUGGGUGAUGGAGAUAAGGUCUCAGGGAAAGCAGAUUGAGGUAUUGGAUGCAACACUCCACGGCACAGGACAUGAAGAGCAAAUGUUGAAGAUGCUUGAAGUUGCCUGUAAGUGUGUGAACCAUGACCCUUUUAUGAGGCCGCCUAUAAUGGAAGUAGUCUCAUAUCUGGAAAGCAUUGAUGCUGGCCUGCAGACACAAAAGUUGGUUGAGACUGAAUGCAGCUAG